Messenger RNA from Zea mays, 2078 nucleotides. Its product is annotated as cleavage stimulating factor 64-like. Gene Ontology annotation, biological process: mRNA 3'-end processing. Gene Ontology annotation, molecular function: mRNA binding. The coding region runs from base 141 to 1616 and encodes 491 amino acids. The transcript is spliced from 10 exons. Gene Ontology annotation, cellular component: mRNA cleavage and polyadenylation specificity factor complex. The record is from RefSeq and is marked provisional. NCBI's taxonomy places the organism in Eukaryota, Viridiplantae, Streptophyta, Magnoliopsida, Poales, Poaceae.
CCCUAUAAUAAACGGGCGCCACGCACGCCACAGCCGCGGCCUGCGAGCGAGGCAUACACAUCCACGGGCCACGCCCACCGGCAUCUCACGGCGGAAGCAGCCAAGCAGCCGGCCGGGCGCCUCCCGUGCCGCCGCUGAGCAUGGCCGCUGCUCCCGUGGGCGCUCAGAAUCGCUGCGUCUUCGUUGGCAACAUACCAUACGAUGCGACAGAGGAGCAGCUCGUGCAGAUUUGCGAAGAGGUUGGCCCAGUCGUAUCCUUCAGGUUGGUGAUUGACAAAGAGACUGGCAAGCCAAAAGGUUAUGGCUUUUGCGAGUACAAGGACGAGGAAACUGCUCUAAGUGCACGGCGGAACCUUCAGGGUUACGAGAUCAAUGGUCGUCAGUUACGGGUUGAUUUUGCUGAAAAUGGGAGGAACACUGACAGAAAUAGAGAAAAGGGUCGUGGAGGGCCAGGGAUGACAUCUAAUGUUGAUAGUCAGAAACAGUUAGCUGGAACUUCUGUUGUUGGAGAGGCAAACCUUCACCAGCCUGUUGGUCUCCCACCAGCAAUACAUGCUGCGUCUGUGAUGGCUGGCGUCCUUGGUGGAGCUCAGACUGCAAAUGUUCAAAACGGUUUACCUGUCCAGUAUGGACUUGGAAAUGAUCCUCUUACUCAUUAUUUGGCCAGAAUGUCAAGGCAUCAGCUGCAUGAAGUCAUGGUUGAAUUGAAGUUCCUAGCCACUCAAAAUAAGGAACAAUCCAAAACUUUGCUGCAAGGAAUUCCACAGCUGCCGAAGGCCCUAUUUCAGGCACAAAUAAUGCUUGGAAUGGUGACACCACAGAUGAUGCACAUGGCAAAGAGCCAACAGCCCUCGGGCUCCUUAUCACAAUCUUCAUCUCACCUCAAUGAGCCAUAUCCACAGACAGAUGCUAUGAUUCCGCUAGUCUCAAGACCUUCAAGUUUGCCAACUAACAUACCACCGAACCCAACUGUCCUACAGGAACAAACUGCAACACUACAUAGUAUUCCUCAGCAUCAACAUGCAUCCCAGCCCCUAGUCAAAAUGUUUCCACAUGGACAUCAGUCUGGGAUCGCCGCACAAUCUCCAAUGCUACAUCAGCCCCUCGAUGGUUCUUCUAGUGUUCCUACUCAAUCUCUUGUGACCUCAGUAGGCUUAACCUCACAAGUUCAGCUACCAUUGGUGCCACAGCACCCUGGACCAUCUGUCAUGCCUACAAGUGUACCACAGCUACCUUUGACCCACCCUCAUCUUGCUCAGGUAGCUGUUGCACCUGAGACCCUACCAAAUGAAAUAAGUACUUUGGCAGAGUUUACCCAUCCUUCAAAGUUGAGAAAAUUGGAGGAUGGAACCUCGGUGCCUGGAAUAGUGAACAGCAGCCAUGCUGUUUAUACAGUUCCACUGCAAGCAGUGGGCCCUAGCGGACCAUCAGGGAGCUAUAGUGCUGGUUCUGUUAGCUUACAGCAACCAGGGAAUGAAGAGCAGCUUACGCCUGAUGUGGAGUCAGCUCUUCUGCAGCAAGUCUUGCAGCUGACACCCGAGCAGCUGAGUUCGUUGCCACCAGAGCAACAGCAGCAGGUGAUUGAGCUCCAGAAGAUGCUUUCAGUUAGUAAAUAGAAGCAACUGAGAGCUAACGCAGCAAAAAUGCUGGUUGAGAAUCUGGCACAUCACAUAAUGGCGAGUUGGUAACUAGUGGAAACUGGAAAUGAUCCUCAGAUUUGUUUAUGAAGUCACCACGCCGCCUGUAACCUGUAAGCAUUGUCGGCAUCCUGAUGCCAUCAGGAUCCAUAUGGUUUUCUUUCUUCAGCUCGGAGAUAAAAGAAAUGUGAUAGGAGAAGAGUAGUGUGGAAAAAGGGAUACGCAUUAUCCAUCACUGUUGUAUCAUUAUAGGGAGAAAAAAAUAAUAUGUAUUCAAAGGAACUUUUUUUCAGCGCUUCUCGAAUGGGCUGUAGCAUCACACAUUUUUGUCCUUAGAGUUUUCUUGCAAAAAAUGUAGGUAGGAAAUGAAUUUUGUGUAAGCUUAUGACGAAGAGAUUUUUUUUAUAUUUGUUGCCAUAGGUCUGUUUAAUUGUUUGAGGC